Messenger RNA from Trichoderma aggressivum f. europaeum, 2718 nucleotides. RefSeq lists its product as uncharacterized. The record is from RefSeq and is a predicted model, not a curated record. The transcript has 3 exons. Lineage: Eukaryota; Fungi; Ascomycota; Sordariomycetes; Hypocreales; Hypocreaceae. The coding region runs from base 1 to 2718 and encodes 905 amino acids.
AUGAGCUACCAAUUAUGCGACCAGUGCCAAAGACUUGAACUUGGCGUUGACAUGUUCAAGAUUGGCGGCGGCAGCAAUUGCAGCACCUCAUCACAAUCUUUGCGGCCAAGUAACGGAAGUCCUUUUUUUGCCACCUUGAAAACAAUCGAGGCGAGAGCAUCCGAGUGCUCGCUUUGCAAAAUCAUCGCUGCUGCUAUUCCUCCUGAAGUUCGUUCCGAGGUCAAGGCCAGAAACACAACCUGCCGCCUGGUGUGGGAACUGGACGGUCGCGAUUCUCUUGAUCCCUCAAGCAGAAAACGAACUCGGCGACUGAGAAUUCGAUGGAACCAAGAGCGCCUCAAAGCUUAUGAGGCAUAUCUCGUACUCGCUGCACCUGCGACCUACGAUGAAUCUAACCUGGACUAUCCUCUUCUGUUGAAUGAAGAAACACAGUUCUUGGGUCGACGCAUUGGGCCGGUCGUCAAUAAGAGAAACUUGAUUAGAGAGUUCCUUAGACUUUGCGAGAACAACCAUGAUGAGCGCUGCACUGGAAAGCUCGGUAUUGAAGACCCCUUUGCUGAGACGCUCAAGCAGUCAUAUUUCGGAGUUAUCGAUAUCCAGAACCAGAAUUUGGUUCCGUUGCCUUAUACAAACAACAAAGAUUAUCUCUCGUUUCAACCAUACGCGACAGUGAGCUAUGUAUGGGGCAACAUUCGAGAUCACAGAACAACUUUGAGCAACAUACAAGACCGAUUAAAGUCUGGGGGUUUGGCAGCAACCAUCGACGCACUACCUGUGGCACUUAAACAGAGUAUUGAGCUGAUUGAGAACUUGGGUAUCCGCUACAUAUGGAUUGACUCUCUCUGCAUAAUUCAGGACAGUAGUCAUUCCUGGAACUUGAACUCUCGCACAAUGCACCUAAUUUAUGGCAACUCUACACUGACUAUUUGUGCCGCGGAUGGCGCCAGUGCUGAAGUAGGCCUAAGGGCUAUUGACAAGAACCAUUCGGUAGAGCAGAAUAUUGGACAAGUCGCCCGUGACGUCCAUCUCGUCUUGCAUCAGUCGCCAGAAUCCAACAUAGAAGACUCUGUGUGGAACCGGCGUGCUUGGACAUUUCAAGAGCGUCUCCUCUCUAGAAGAUGCCUCAUAUUCACCAAGGGUCAGGUCUAUUUCCAGUGCAGAAGUACUGGAAUGUCGGAAGACAUAUUUGUCGACAAAACCGGCCAGGGUUGGUCUCUGGAUCUCACUGGAGCGCCUUUGCAGACACUAACGCAGCUGAGGCAGAGAGCCCUAUGGUUCUAUGCAAACUGUGUCAGUUUAUACACAAAGAGGGAGCUUUUUGAGCCAUUUGACAUCCUUGCAGCGUUCAAUGGGAUGUGCAAGCUCAUCGAAGGAACAUUGAGAUCACCCUUCACAUUCGGACUGCCAACCUCACACUUUGAUUUCGCUCUUCUUUGGCAGCCUGUUGGCAAAUCGUCUGUACUCCACAAACCCAUUUCGAAAGAUGAAAAGUAUCAGAAUAUGAAGUUCCCAAGCUGGUCAUGGUGUGGCUGGAAAACCGAGGGUGUGUUAUAUAACCGGCAAAUGAUUGAAGGAUGCUUGUCAGACGUUCGUGCCUGGCUGAGGGAUCAUACUUGGAUUGACUGGCAUAUUCGAGACGGUUAUGGAACGCCGCAGCGAAUUUGGGACAACGCCUGGGCAAAAGAAGAUCGAAGCACUGAGGAAAGAUGGAGAGGAUACCGCGGCAACGACAACGACGGCUACAGACGGACCAGAGACAGGAAUCCAAGCCGCAGCCGCAGCCGUAGUCGGGACAGCAGCAACAUUGUCAACGGAGCCAUGGUCAGGGUCGUUAACAGAAACAGAAGUGGGAGCGGAAGCGAAAGUGGAAGUGGAAGCAGGAGUAUGAGCAGGAGCAGCAGGGAUGCCAGCGAAGCUUCGCAUCCUCAAAUCUGGGCAUCAGUGAAACAAAAAUCGAGAAGUCGCACCAACAGAGCAUUUCUCAAUCGGAUUCCGACUUCUCGGCCUCCUCCAGAGUUUCUGAGACCUGCGUAUGAUCGUCACCACGACUACGAUAUUCGCCGCGACAGGGACUACAGGCCCCCAGCUAUUGAUCCUUUUGGUCGUCCAUUGGAGGAUUCUGCCAGAGCCCACGUCAAGAAUCCAACAAAGCCUACCUUUGCACUUACAUUGCCUGAAUACCCUUUCCAUGUCCCAGCAGCUGAGUCGAAGUGUCGGACCGGGGAUCACAGAGAAUUUCCCGAUUUGCCCAUUUUGCAAUUCUUUACUUGGUCAAACAAAUUGCGCAUUACGAUCAAAGAAUCUGAUGCUACCACUGACAUGAAGAAAGAAAAGCUUCCCAACGGCACCCCACCACCAUCAGGCGCACAAGGCAUUUCCAGCCAAGGACCUCUCAGUCAAUGCUACAUCCUAGACCGACGAGGUGACCGCUGCGGUUCCAUCAUGGUUGACUCGGAAUGGCUGGCAAAAGAAUCUUUGCCGCGUCAAUGCCGGUUCAUUGCCAUUUCAGAGGCCAAGUCAUUUACAACGGAAGAAAUGCCCGAGUGGACGUAUUACAUUCCCAAAGAGAGGGUUGAGUCUGAGUGGGAUAUAUACUUCGUUUUGCUUAUUGAGUAUCAUGCCCAGGAAGGUCUUUGGAGAAGAGUUGCUCUUGGAAAGGUGUUUAAAACGGCAUUUACUCAUGACGAAGACACGUGGAGGGAAAUUUUGUUGGGUUAG